This is a messenger RNA of Branchiostoma floridae (Florida lancelet), 1081 nucleotides long. RefSeq names its product phenazine biosynthesis-like domain-containing protein. Gene Ontology annotation, molecular function: isomerase activity. The coding region runs from base 52 to 957 and encodes 301 amino acids. Gene Ontology annotation, cellular component: cytoplasm. The record is from RefSeq and is a predicted model, not a curated record. Lineage: Eukaryota; Metazoa; Chordata; Leptocardii; Amphioxiformes; Branchiostomatidae. Gene Ontology annotation, biological process: biosynthetic process. The transcript has 9 exons.
ACCCCCCCGAUAGUUUAUUGGAAUAUCGGUAGGUCAGAGUUCAAAUUGAAGAUGGCUGACCCAGACGUGAAAAAGUUACCCAUCUUCCAAGUCGACGCUUUUACAGACAAACCAUUCGCUGGAAACCCGGCAGCAGUUUGUCUGUUAGAAGAUAUGGAUUUGACAGAAGAACACCAACAAAAGAUUGCAGCAGAAAUGAACCUGUCUGAGACAGCCUAUCUCCGCAAACUGAACCCUGGUGACGACUUUUCAUCAAGUUCCAAGUUUGGUCUCAGAUGGUUCACUCCCACCAAUGAAGUUGCUCUGUGUGGACAUGCGACCCUGGCCUCUGCAGCUACUCUGUUCUACAUGAUGAAAAACCCCAGUUCCCAGCUGACGUUCCAGACCCUGAGUGGAGACCUGUUUGCCAGGAGGGAGGGAGAUUUCAUCUCACUGGACCUGCCUGAAAAUAAGUCACAGCCUCAGGACAAAGAAACAUAUUCCCAGUUGCUUCAGGCACUUGUUGGCAUGACCCCUAUCAGAGACUUCCAGUACUGCAGGUCUGUAGGAGGGGAUCUCCUGGUGAGGCUUACAGAUGAUGCCACCAGACAGACCUUGGAAAGUCUGAGGCCUGAUACGGCGUCCAUGUUAGCAGCCCACACUCAAGACAUCAUCAGAGGUGUCAUUGUGACUGUCAAAGGAAGUCUAGAGAAUGGUUGUGUGGAUAAUCACGGAGAAAUGUACGAUUUCAUCUCUCGUUAUUUUGCGCCUUGGAAUGGCAUUCCAGAAGACCCAGUAACAGGGUCAGCUCAUACUGUCCUGGCCAGCUACUGGGCUAAGGAGCUGGGGAAAACAGAAUUCUAUGCUCGUCAGUGUUCUGCCAGGGGAGGGGACUUGAAGGUGAGACUGAGAGAAGACGGGAGAGUGGAUGUUGCAGGGAAGGCUACUGUUGUCUUACAGGGCAUGAUCAGGAUAUAACAGUACUGGAUUGCUUUACUACUGGUGUAUGUCUUAGAUAUUUUGCAAUGUAUUUUUUGUGUUAGACAUAGAUAUUCAUUGAAAUAGAUAUUCAUAUUCAUAUAUUCAUAAAACACCAAUUCGA